AUGUCCGAGCGCCCUCAGUACUACACGAACGACCUUGACUUGCCUCAAAUAAACGAAGCGAGUCUCCGCCAGACGCUGGAAGACCUCCGGCACGCCGUCCUUAAUGGCGUUAAAGUGAUCGAAUCUAAUGCUCCAGCGAGCGGCCAGUAUGACGGUCGAGGAAUGUUUACUGGGGAGCUAGGAAUUCCUGCCGCGUACCUUCGCCUAGGUCAUCAAGUAAAGUCGUUAGGUGCCACUGCGGACUUCUACACGCUGGCCGGCUCACGCAUCCCCGUGCAGGGGCCAGAUGUUCCUCUCCGGAUAGGAGGGCUCUCGCCUCUGGCAUCAAAAUCGCCCAUCGCCACCGUCACGCUGAGGAUUCUCCACAAAUGUUUAACUGACCAGGCGGAUGGUAUUUCCCAUUCGGACCUUGAAUGUCUUACUGAGGCUGUACAGUUGGCUCUCAGUCAUGGUUCUACUGCCUUCUAUCAUGGGCACAAUUUGGGUGCCGACGAGGUUCUCUUCGGUCGCGCUGGACUGCUGUGGGCCCUUCUGAAUAUCAGGACCACGACGGCCGAAUCCCCACCUUCGCAGAAAGAGCGCCUACAGCCGAUUCUCGACGAGAUUCCAGAGCUCAUUCGGUUUAUCAUCGAUGCGGGCAGAGAAGGGGCUGCGGAUUACGCCAAGAAACACGGCCGCAAAGCCGCUCUUCCUUUGAUGUGGCCAUGGAAGCCGGGGGACUACGGAGUUGGAUGGGCUCAUGGGUUAUGUGGCAUAAUCCCGGUUCUCCUUGCUUGCCCGCUGGAUGAACUGGCCAACGACGCCGACAACUAUCUUCCAGAGAUCGGAGGAACUAUCAGCGCACUUUGUGAAGUAUGCAUUGCGCGUAACGGUCACUUGCCGACCAAGAUCCCUCCCCGGUCUUCAUCUCGUGAGUCGCCGCUCGUCCAGAUGUGUCAUGGCGCUCCGGCAAUCCUAGGCCUCCUCGGCUGUGCAUUGAAACAUAGAGAACUGCUUCUAAACCACUGGGAACCAAGCUGGAAUCGUGCCGCUCGUCUUGCGACAGACCGCGUAUGGGAGGAGGGCCUUCUCUCAAAAGGCGGUGGUUUAUGCCAUGGCAUCGCCGGCAAUGCGUGGCCCUUCCUUCUUUUACAUGACGCGCAUGAGUACAACGGCGACGUAUUGGACAAAGCCAGACAGAACUAUGCCGAACGAUCAACUGACCCAAAUACCAUUGAGGACAACCUCACAGGAGACGAGUUUCUUUCUCGCGCUCUUGCCAUGCUCCUGCAUGCGCGCGAAACUCAGCCUUACAACGCUUCUCCGGAGACUGCGUCCAACGACUAUCGCAUCCCUGAUCAUCCAUACUCCCUCUUCGAAGGCCUGGCCGGCAUCGUAUGUGCUUGGGCGGAAGCCUGCGUGUUGAUUAGCGCACGGCUUCGCAAGGCGGAAGUUGGCCCCGAGAAUAUCGGACAUGACCAUGUGUUUAGGGAGUGUAUGCAGCAGCAACUCGGCUUUCCCUUUCUAGGUGGAAACGGAGCGACUGGUGUCCCAUGA
Aspergillus mulundensis is the source of this 1536-nucleotide messenger RNA. RefSeq names its product lanthionine synthetase C family protein. Gene Ontology annotation, biological process: peptide modification; carbohydrate metabolic process. Gene Ontology annotation, cellular component: plasma membrane. Bases 1 to 1536 code for a protein of 511 amino acids. The transcript is spliced from 3 exons. Lineage: Eukaryota; Fungi; Ascomycota; Eurotiomycetes; Eurotiales; Aspergillaceae. The record is from RefSeq and is a predicted model, not a curated record.